AGGCAGCAGCCAAUGGGCGCGCAGGAAGCUUCCAACUUAUUAGGUGACUGUACUUCUUGGUAAGGACCAAGUUGUUACAUGAAAUCUGCAGUUUCAUAAUUUCACCAGGUCUUGCCUCUCCUUGGCUGGGCUGGGCUGGGCUUGCAUGGCGAUGUCUUCGUCGGGGACCCUCAGCAAUUACUACGUGGACUCCUUCCUCCUCCACGAGAGCGAGGAGCUGGUGCAGUCCCGCUAUGCCUCCGCUUCCCUGGGCCAGCCGGCCAGGCAGGCAGCCCUCAGCGAGCACCCCGACUUCAGCCCCUGCAGCUUCCAGUCGAAAACCUCCGUCUUCAGCGCCUCCUGGAACGCCGUGCACCCGCCGAGCGCUAACAAUGUGCCCGCCGCCGUGUACCACCCCUACGUGCACCACCAGGCACCAAUGGCAGCGCCCGACGGCAGGUACAUGCGCUCGUGGCUGGAGCCUAUGCCGGGCUCCUUGUCCUUUCCCGGCUUGCCCGCCAGCCGGCAUUACGGCAUUAAACCUGAACCGCUCCCGGCCAGGCGCGGGGACUGUACCACCUUUGACACGCACGCACUCUCUCUGACUGACUAUGCUUGUGGUUCUCCUCCAGCUGAUAGGGAUAAGCAAGCCAACGAGGGCGCCUUCCCGGAAAACAAUGGGGAAAGCGAGGCAAACGGAGACAAGCCCCAGCUGGACCCAAAUAACCCUGCUGCGAACUGGUUACACGCCAGAUCCACUCGGAAAAAGCGAUGCCCUUACACCAAGCACCAAACACUGGAACUGGAGAAGGAGUUUUUGUUCAACAUGUAUCUCACCAGGGACCGACGGUAUGAAGUGGCCAGGCUCCUGAAUUUAACAGAGAGACAAGUGAAAAUCUGGUUUCAGAACCGGAGGAUGAAAAUGAAGAAAAUCAACAAGGACCGAGCGAAGGACGAAUGAUGCUCGGGCCCAGGUCCCCCAUGUUUUCAACCCCCCCCCAAACGCCAUGCAACCCAGUCCCCCAUCACACCGCGAGACUCUGUCCAGGCCUUGUGCAUUUGGUUUGUCCUUGCCAAGUCAGCUCUUGAAUGUACCUCGCCAGCGUGCAGGGAGAUGGCUCUGCGCCGGUGCUAGUCAGGAGGUACCCUGGUUUUCGAUUUUCUAAUCAUAGGGAAGACAAGGAGGGGCAUUAGCGUGCAAAGUUGAUGUGUUGGCUUGCCUAAAUCUACCUGUCCUGAAAGAAAAAGAAAGAAAGAAAGAAAGAAAGAAAGAAAGAAAGAAACUACCUUUUUAAUGCACAACUCUUUACGGACUGUAUAGGUUAGUCGAAGUAGUUAAUUUUAUUUGCUCGUCUUUGCGCGGCAGAGAGAGGUCUGCUCUAAUACUUGAACACUGUGUUUUAUUGUGGUAAUUAUAUUUGUGACUCGAUUUUUGUGCUUGGGUGCUGUACCAGAUGUGAUUGUGUAAGCUAGGAUUCAAUUUGAACUCAGGUUGUUUAUUAUAAAAAAUUGCAUAGAGUAUAGCUCUGUAGUGUGAGGAGUCUUUUUUCUGUAUCUUUAGACAGUGAACCUUGGACUGUACCGGGAGAAAUCUCUCUCUCUCUCUCUCUUUCUCUCCUCCCACUCUCUCACACACUCUUUCUCUUUCUCUCUCUUUCCCAACUUUUAAAAAUAAUUUUUUUAAAAAAUGUUCUGGGUUAGGAAACGACUCAUGGACCCCCCAAUUCCUUUGAAGCAAGUAAUUUUAGUAUGCACACUUGAUCUAUCUAUCUAUAUAUAUAGUACAGUCUUCGUCAGUUGUAUAUAUAUAUAUAUAAUCUAUAUAUUAAAGAAGAAGAAGAAAACCUUAAUAAUCAGGCUAGCUUGAAUAUUGUUUUUGCACCCGUGAGCAGUUUUCAGAUAUCGGAGCUAUACCUAUAUGUGAAAAAGGUAACUACCUAUGGUUUACGUUUUAAUUUUAAUCAAAUAAUUUGAUUCUUAUUGUAAUGAAGUUUAAUUUUAUUGAUAAUAAAUUAUACUCUCUAAAAAAAUCUACCUUUGGUUUUGUAGAUUUGUAUCGAUUAUUAAAAAAUAAAACGUCCUGGAAGUUAUGUUUAUGCAGACGCUACACUGUAUAUUUUGCAAGAGUUACCUCAUGGCCUACUGACCAAAUAGUUGUGUCCAAAAUGAUAUUUAACUUUUUGCUAAAUAAAAUAUAUAUUGAUUCUUUAA
Hemicordylus capensis (graceful crag lizard) is the source of this 2190-nucleotide messenger RNA. It is a transcript of the gene HOXA9, whose product is annotated as homeobox A9. Gene Ontology annotation, cellular component: nucleus. Bases 146 to 940 code for a protein of 264 amino acids. Gene Ontology annotation, molecular function: DNA-binding transcription factor activity, RNA polymerase II-specific; RNA polymerase II cis-regulatory region sequence-specific DNA binding. The record is from RefSeq and is a predicted model, not a curated record. Gene Ontology annotation, biological process: embryonic skeletal system morphogenesis; regulation of transcription by RNA polymerase II; anterior/posterior pattern specification. NCBI's taxonomy places the organism in Eukaryota, Metazoa, Chordata, Lepidosauria, Squamata, Cordylidae. The transcript has 2 exons.